This is a messenger RNA of Aphanomyces invadans, 2457 nucleotides long. RefSeq lists its product as hypothetical. The transcript has 6 exons. Lineage: Eukaryota; Oomycota; Saprolegniomycetes; Saprolegniales; Verrucalvaceae. Gene Ontology annotation, molecular function: aspartic-type endopeptidase activity. Gene Ontology annotation, biological process: proteolysis. Bases 1 to 2457 code for a protein of 818 amino acids. The record is from RefSeq and is a predicted model, not a curated record.
AUGCCGUCGAAUUCGAUGGCCGUGCGCUUGGAACAAGAAUCCGCCCGACAGGCGGUGAUUACGUCUGAAAUCGAGAAUAGCCGCCGCGAACAAGAAGAAUCGCGUGCGAUAUUGUCGAAGCAGCAAGAACAACUGCGACGCCAACAAGAAGAGAUCAUGUUGGCGAUGGCUCAGCAAGCCAGGCACUCCAAGGUGGAGGAGCUUGACAAGAAAGUACGCCGUAAUAACGUGCGCUGGGGACUCUUUGCCGCUGCAACCAAUGAGCGACCCCCUGCGCAAGCGGCGCCGGCGGUGAUGAGCCGUUCGGAGACCCUUAUGGGUGUUCAGCAAGUGCCGCUGGCCCCGAUGUACAAGGGUAGCACGAAGCGUGAGCGCCGGGAGUUCAUGGAUGAGUAUCAUCCGUACUUUCGGCGCGUGGAAGCGCUGAACCGUGGUAUUGUGCCUCGUGUUUGUGAACAUGAUUUCGGCAAGCCGAUCGAAGAAAUCACUGAAGACGAAUGGCGGGACUACUUUCUGAGUGCCCAAGUUCAUGAACUUGACCUCGAUUGGGUUGCCAAGGCUAUGGCGCCCUUGAAGAUGGACAUGCGGAUUCGCGAUGCGGAAUCCCGCGUCGGUCGAUUGCUGGCCGAUUUCUACGAGAAGCUCGAGCAGCUGGAUGUGGUUCACCUGCCCAGCCAGGAGCCGAAACAGUCGGUCAAGAUUUUGACGGCUGCAAUCCAACCCGCGGCACUGAAGGCCACGGUAGAGCGGCAGCUCGCUCAGGAAGCAAACAAGGUCUACAAGACCAGCGUGUCUGCGUUUGGCCGCUGGUUGAUUCAGUUACUCGACAACUUCAUGUUGUUUGAGUCGCAAAUGUACGGCGAGAAAUACCGGCAACCGCAACAGCGGAAGCCUGAUGGCCAAGCGAAAGGCGUGGUGCCCGCAAAGCAAGUGCUGCUUACAAAAGGCUGUCUGAAGUGUGGCAGUGACGACCACAAGGUCGUGCAAUGUCCCAAGUGUGCGCCGGGGGAAGCGCAUCGUCUGUUAGAACAACGGGCAAAGCGUCCUCUUGUUGCGGCGAACACGCCGGCAGCCGCUCCAAGCAGCGUGCCGGCAGCCAAGAAGAACGUGGUUUGCGCGGCGAUCGACUCAAAGAAGCCGAAACUCGAAGCUCCGCAAGCGCCGCGCACCGUACGCUGCUCUGUGAAUGACAUGGAAGCGCUGGCGCUACUUGACAGCGGCGCGGAUCAAUCGGUGGUUUCGCCUGCAUUAUUUGCGCGGCUGAAAGAAGCCGGCGCUUUGCUUGCGCCUGUGUGCAAGUUGGAUUCUGUCCUGGAGCUGGGUAGGUUCAUGGAAGAAAUGAAGCUUUCCGUCGACCGUGAAAUCAAGCUGAAGUUGACGUUCGACACGGACGAAGGUCGUCUGGUUCUGACGAACCUGACGUGCUGGUUGGCCGCAGCGCCUCUGCACAGCGGUCUCGGCGACAUUAUCGUGAGCCGUGCAGUGAUGGCUAGUUUGGGAUACUCUCCCAUAGCUUUAUUGGAAGCUGCGCGGCGUGCUCAAAACGUCUAUGACCUUAGCCAGCUGGGCGACCAAAAUUCGUGUCUCAUGGCGGCAAUCAAGGUCCUAGAAGACAAGAAGCAGCCACCGAUAGCGCCGGAAGAAGCGGAGCUAAACGUUGAUGAAGAAUUAUCUUGCUUUCCACAAGUUGACGUGGACUGGUCAGUAGACGAUGACAAAGCGGCGGUGCUCAAAGAGAAGGUCGGCGAGUGCCGAGUUGCAGGAUGCGAUGAUGACUAUGCCGUCGAGCUGGGAAGGCUGCUCGUCAAAUACGAAGAUGUGUUCCGACUCAAGCUGGGUCGGGAUCCGCCGGUCAAGGUGGAGCCUCUUCGUGUGACUCUCAAAGCUGACACGAAGCCUGUACGCUGCAAGGCACGACGCUACUCGAAGGAGCAGCGGGAGUUCAUGGCGAGACACGUGGAACAACUCCAGGCGGCUGGUUAUGCUAUCGCAAUCCGCGGUCGAAGUGUGGACGUUCGUCCAGUCAACGCUCAGACGGAGCGGAUCCUCUGGCCGAUGCCAAUGCUAGAGGUGAUCCUCGACCACCUCUGUGGUGCCAAAGUCUUUUUCACCUUGGACUUUUUCAAGGGCUAUUGGCAGUUUGCGCUGCAUCCUGACUCGCAGGAGAUGUUCUCGUUCCUUACGGACAUCGGCGUUUACACGCCAACCCGAGUGUUGAUGGGCAGCACGGACAGCGUUUUGCCAGUCAUCUACGAUUUACUCGGCUACAGCAAGAACAAGGACGGUUUACUGGCCGUGUUGGAGCGCGUACUUAAGAUUUGCGAGUUCCGUGGGCUCAAGCUGAACCCAACGAAGUGUCGGUUCUAUCAAACCGAAGCACUUUGGUGUGGGCGUGUCGUGCCUGGCGAAGGGGUAAAGCACGACCCCCCGAGCGCAUCAAGGCGCUACAAGAUUUGA